Molecule: messenger RNA, 5933 nt
Organism: Athalia rosae (coleseed sawfly)
Lineage: Eukaryota; Metazoa; Arthropoda; Insecta; Hymenoptera; Athaliidae
Gene: BicC
Product: protein bicaudal C
Exons: 16
Coding region: 1181-3805 (874 amino acids)
Cellular component (GO): cytoplasm
Molecular function (GO): RNA binding; protein binding
Source: RefSeq, a predicted model, not a curated record
UCAGGUGCAUCCGAUAUGAUAAGAGAACGCAAAAUGUUCUGUAAAAACGUGCAUAGAUUACGAAUUAUUUUAUCGACCGUGACAGAUUGUAGGAUGUGUAAUUAAAAAUGGAAUCCUACUUUUUUAUCUGAGGCAUAGUACUUUUCGCUCUUGAGAAUUUUUAAUAUCUAUGCCGAAACAAAUGAAAGAGUACUACGUGACACCAACGCUAUUGAAGUUGCCUCCAAAAACUGACUGGUCAUCCUAAAUUGUGAUAAGUUCCAUAAAAGGGUAUAAUAUGUUGUGUCGAGUAUUUCGUGUGCAUCGAUGGACCUUCAAUUACCAAAUUCUUCAACUCAAUCGGAAUCCCCUUUCAGUCAUGCUGGGCCACCUUUAAAGCUUCUGUAUCUUUCAUCCCAAAAAGCGGAAACGCCGAGGACAAGGGCAACGAUCGUGGAGAUCGGUGGUAGGAGCGGUGAGUUAAACGGUUUUUUCUAGAUGCGCGGAGUUUGGAAGGCUUGAUGACGAUAACACGUAAUGACCAGCGACAACGUCAAACGUGUUACAUUCGUUGGCCGAGCAGUUGGGUGAGGUUUGAGGUUGAGCCGGCGUUUACCUCCUUUUCUCCCCUCCAAUAUUCCCACAACGUCGAUGUAACAGCUCGCAACUCGCACGUCAUACAAGAACCACGAAGAGAGUCCGUAUAGUGUCGGAGAACGACAGUCGGGUUGAAGGCGUCACGAGGAUCGGUGGUACCGCUGUAAUAGGUAAAUAAUACGAGGUAAAUCAUUUCGUUAUACUUACGAGUUCGUCGGACGAACCCGGUAAAGAGUAAUCAAAGAAAACAGGAAGUGGAAGAAGAAGAAGGGACGUGAAGUUUGGCGAAGAAGAGGAAGGGUGGUCGCGGGAUUCAGGUGAUGUUGAGGUGACCUUGGAACCCUAGGGCGCUUCGCCGUUGCGUUAUCUUUUCGUCUUUUUUUUCGUUUUUUGUCUUAAUCAAUUCAAUCUCAUCAAUUCGAUUUGCAAUUCCUGAAUCGGGGGCGUUUUGUGACCCGCGAGUGACGGAAUCGUGAGUCGCGUGCGCGUGUGGGACGAACCAAGUGCGGCGUGUUGUUUUUCCUCGAGACCGGUGGCAGCUCCUACCGCAACAGAUAAAAGGAGGAGGACAUUCACGAACAGAAAUCAGUUGAAUCGUUGAAACAUGAGACCGGAGGAAUUAAUGCAGAGUUCUCGGGCGGCGGAUACGAUGUCCGAAACUUCAGAGGGAACUGCGACGACCAGCGUUUCUGGAAAAUCAGAAUUUUACAGCCGUGAAGAACUGAAGGACUUGGCAGCGUCGCUGGGCAUUGCAGAUCCCGAAGAUCUUCAUCAGGACAGAUUCAGAAUCGACAGACGAAAACUUGAGCAAAUGCUAAUCGGUGAUAAUGAGGCGCCCGAAUCUGCUGAAACUUUUUUCCGCAACAUUAUGGGAGAAACGAAUACAAAUAUCACGUGGCCAUGCAGAUUGAAGAUAGGUGCUAAAUCGAAAAAAGAUCCACACAUAAAGGUCGCGGGUCGACAGGAUGACGUAAAAGCAGCGAAGGAAAAGAUUAUGCAAGUCUUGGACACCCGGCAAAGCAAUCGCGUCACGAUGAAGCUAGACGUAAGCUACAACGACCAUUCUCACAUAAUUGGCAAGGGAGGAUUGACCAUAAAAAAAGUAAUGGAAGAAACUCGUUGUCAUAUUCAUUUUCCCGAUAGCAAUCGCAACAACGCUCAGGAAAAAAGUAAUCAAGUUUCGAUAGCUGGUGAAAUGGAUGGGGUGGAAAGAGCGCGUGCCAGAGUCCGCAAUCUCACACCGUUGAUAUUCUCCUUCGAACUGCCGAUCAUGGGGUCAAUGCAAGCACCGCCUGAUUCCACAUCGCCGUACGUUGUGAAAAUUCAAGAAAAAUAUAACGUUCAAGUUAUGUUCAGAACACGACCAAAACUUCAUGCCACUCUAGUAAUUGUCAAGGGAUGCGAGUGGGAAGUAUCUCAAGUCAAGGAAGCGACACUUUUACUCAUUCGCCACAUGUGCGAGAACUUGGCUAAUCAAAUACAAGUUCAGAUGUCGGUCCAGAUCUCCCCGCAGCAUCAUACCAUAGUGCUCGGUAAACAUAGUUGUAAUUUGAAGAUGAUCAUGCAACGCACAGGUACGCAAAUAAUGUUUCCUGAUGCGGGAGACCCCAAUAUUCCGACUUUGAAAAAAAGUAACGUAACCAUCACCGGUGGCGUUCACAACGUCUACCUAGCUCGUCAGCAGUUGAUCGGAUCUCUACCUCUAGUCCUGAUGUUCGACCUUCCAGAGGAUUCUAUGAGCUCUGUAGAUACGGAGAAUAUUUCUCAGCUGAUGCAAUCUCUAGACGUCUUUAUCAACGUUCGUUAUAAGCCAAAACAGAGCACGCUUUCCGUCAUCAUAAAAGGAAUCGAAAGAAAUGCUAGCAACAUUUACGAGGCGAGAAAACAACUGCUUGGACUUGCCGAGCCGAGGGUCCAUGCCGAAAUACCUGCCACAUAUCACGUUCCUAAUGCUACAAAUGUAUUCACAGGGAACGCAAUGUCCAAUGGUUCAAGCAACGUUAAUUCGUUGACAGAAAACUUUCCAAAUCUGUUGACAAUCAACACCGCUAAUGGACCCUACCCAAUGUCCCCCCUCCAGCAUUCUCCUAAUCCUGCUAUGGGGCUCGCCCAGCAGUGGGGACUUCCGCCACUCACUCCAAUGUUUUCACCACUUCCUGCGCAUCAUCACACGACAUUUUCAUACCCUCACCUGAAUCAUUUACUCGCCCAACAACAUUUGAUGCAUAUGGGAGCCAAUAAUCUUCUCCCGCAGCAUCAGGGUAUGGUCAAUACCAGUACUGCUAACAACGUUACUCAGGGGCAUCAUGGUACAGGAUUUAAUGGAACGGGAAAUAACAUGGGCAAUAGCAUGGGUGGUUCUAUGCACUCCAGUGGGUAUCAUACUCUGAAUACAACAUCUCUAGUCGACCACAAGUAUACUAGUGCUUGUUCGUCGUUGAGCAGUUUGGCUAGUUCACUUUCUAGUCCAGCGAUCAGCCCCCGGAACGCCUCACCGGUGAAUCUUCCAGAGCCUGGUCCAAAUUUAGAUUUAUCGAGCAUGCUCUCAGAUCUUUCUGAUCGUCGGGCACCUGGCUGCGAGAAAAAAACUUUGGAAAUGGUAGCCCAGAGUAAUCUGACGCCAUUCGAUUACGAGCAAAAGAAAAUUAUGGGAGUUCAGGCUAUCCAAUCAAAACCUUCUGCAAGUGAUUACAGAGUACCUACUUCCGCAUGGGCUGGACUUGGGCUGAGUCAGACCGUUGCUAUGAUGCAAAGUGAAAAUAAUCAAAAUGGGGAUGCUCCCUUCAGUCCUUCUGAUCUUUGGAACGAACCCACCACUCCAGUUUUCAAUACCACGAUGGAUUUUGGUACCCCAGGGAGCGCGGGUAAAGAACGUAUUGGAAUGGCGUCAAACUACAUGGAUCACACCCCCACGUCCCAAGUUAACAAAAUCGUCUCGCAGCGAUAUUCCGACCUCGCUUCGAUGCUGACCAACAUCGGAUUGGAAAAAUAUAUACGCCUUUUCACAUCUCACGAGGUGGAUAUGGCAACAUUUUCUUCUCUGACUGAAAAGGACCUCUACGAAAUAGGAGUGACGGCAUGGGGCGCUCGGCGCAAAAUAAUGCUUAUGAUUUCCGAAAUCAACAAGCGGUCGAGCCCAUUCUCCGGCAGCGCAGCUCCAGGUGCUGAACGAAAGACUUCGGCCGUUGGCUCAACAUCAGUGAGUAAAUGCGUCUUAGAAAAUUGGUAGAAAUAUUUUCCUACUCGCACUGGUGCGUGGCCGUAAAAUAAUUCACGACUCGCGAAGAAUCCCGUCAAAUGUAGUCUCAUUUAACCCGAAUAACAUGAAAAUGUACGUGUCCGUCUUUUAACGGUUGUAAAGUAAGAAAAAUGUUCAGCGGCAAGAAAAAUUGUCUUUCGUCCCAGCGGGUGCCUGCCCGAAUCUUGACGCUUUGAUGAACAAAAAACGUGAAAAAAAUCAACAAAAAACCACAAAAACACAAAAAAACUUUGAACCAUACUUGAAGUACGUAAGCAAAUUGGAUAAAUAUGGGAGAUGAAACCGUUUGACAAAAAAAAAAAUUGUAUGUCACCUUGGUAUAUGUAUAAGGAGAUAAGGAGUGAAGAGAAUAGCGUAAUGAUUAUUUUUGUAACCGAGAAUCAUUGAAUUGUUUUUUUUUUUAUUUUUUUUUUUCUUCUCAUACGCACUUUUCGCGGAGUUGCGUUAGGUUAAGGAAAUAAUUGUUACUAUUUUCAGUUUGUAUCUUAUAGAGUCUAGAAUAAUUAUUUUUUUUUCGACUUUUUUUUUCUUCUAACACGAUGCUCAAUUGAUCCACGGUGAAUAUCUCGCGUUCAAAUGCAUGUUGCGACGGUCAAUAUUCUCCUCUAUUUUUUUUAUAAUUAUCCUUUCCUUUAUUUUUUUUUUUUUUAUAAUCAAUCAUUUGAUGCCAACGUCACUUGGCGUUAUAUUUUUUUUUUUGUUUUUUUUUGUAUAAUGCAUGUACGCGUCAAAUGUCAUUAAUUAGAUUAGACGGCGAGAAAGAAAAAGAAAAAUAUAUAUAUAUUAGCAAGAUCCUUAAUUUAGGUAAAACGAAUUAAUUAAAGUUUAGGGAGGCUUUAGACUUGAAGAUGGGCGCGGGAGUACCGUUGGCAAACUACAUUCAGCGUUGUUCGAAACUUAGCGAAAGAUAUUUAAUUCAGACUAAGCUCGAAAAUAUAAUUGAAUGAAUUUUGGAGAGUUUUCCUUCUAAAACGAAAUCAUAAACUUUUCGUGUACUUCUUGUUUCGAUUAAAAUAGAGAAAAAAAUCUAAAAUAGCGAACCGGAGGAAAGAUUCUUGUCGGUCGUAUUGCAGCUUCGAAGCAAAAGUGAACGGUGCAAAAUGAUCGAUUCAAAGGUGGAAACUAACUGAUGAUUUUUUGUAAAAUGGAAUUAUUUUUUUUCACUGCUAUAAAUUUCCGUUAUAUGUGUUUUCUUAAAUCCGAUGCAUUAUUGUAUGCAUAACAUACAUAUGUUGAUCUAAUACGAACUAUACCUAUAUAAUUAUGCUAUAUAAUGAAUUAAAAUAUGAUAGAGAUGAAAAAUAUGAACCUAGACACGAAUAAUAUUUCUUAAAAUUAAAGAACUUAUUUUCUAACAGUACAAUUAGUGUCAUUUUGACGCUUCAUGUAUAUGGGUAUGUGCUAAACGGGCAGCCAAGACUGAGCUUUCUGCAGAGCGCUUAACACUGACUGAAGUGGACUAGAUCUUCCUGUGAAAAAAAAAUUCAUUUGUCUUCGAUCGUAACGAAAGAUAUGUGUUUUUUUACUUGACAUUUUUGUUCUCCCUCUCUAAAUUUCGCCUUUCGCUAGACACCGACUAUUUACAGGUAAUAAAAAUAUUAAAGUCCAAGUCUGAGAAUAUUUCAUGACUACAUCAUAUACAUAUAUAGCAGUAAAUAUUAAAAAUGUCCAAUAGAAUCGGAAUAACUUUUCCAAAUUUCAUUUCUGAUUUACGCUGGCGUCGAUCGAAUUUUUUAAAAAGACAGAAUAUCUUUUUUUCCUCUUUUAUACCGUCGCUUACGACGUCCAUCCCGAUGUCCAAUAAUAUUUGAUUCAUUUAACUAAGAUCAAAGAUCGGACCAAUUGCGAUUUAGAUUUCUUUAUAUUUUAUCUACCGUUUAGAACAUUUAUGAACUUUGUUUUGAACAAUCCAAUAAUGAAGCAUGAAUGUUUUCGAGUUUUACAAAGUAACAAAGUAUUUAUUAAUUGAAGAAUGUCGCUGAAUGUACGCCGCUGAACGGACGUAAACUUGAAUUUAAGAGAAAUUGAAUAAAUGAAUUGAAAAACAACUAAAAAACAAUUAUAAUAAAAUAUAUGAGUGAAAAUUUGAAAAAAAAAA